This is a messenger RNA of Quercus robur (English oak), 645 nucleotides long. RefSeq lists its product as uncharacterized. The record is from RefSeq and is a predicted model, not a curated record. Lineage: Eukaryota; Viridiplantae; Streptophyta; Magnoliopsida; Fagales; Fagaceae. The transcript has a single exon. Gene Ontology annotation, molecular function: RNA-DNA hybrid ribonuclease activity; nucleic acid binding. The coding region runs from base 1 to 645 and encodes 214 amino acids.
AUGAAUGUCUUCUUGGAUUUCAGGGACUUAUGGCUUGGGAUUACAAGCAACAACGAUCAUUCCUUGGCUGAUCGGUUUGCAUAUGUUGCAUGGAGUAUAUGGCACAAUCGUAAUGCUCUUAGAUUGAAGACUCCCUGCAUUCCAUACAAAAAAAUCUAUGCUGGCAUGCAAGACCGUGUCAAGGAGUUUCACUCAGCCAAAAGCUCAACAAAGUUAGCGAACCAUGAUUCUAUGGUUCAACCCAUAAUCUCUGAACCCACUCACUGGAAGCCACCUCGGAACCCUUUUUGCAAAAUUAACUUCGACGGUGCUUUGUUCCAGGACCAGAAAAUGGCGAGUAUUGGAGUGGUGAUAAGGAAUCCUGGUGGCCAUGUCAUUGGUGCACUCUCAGAUAGGAUUUUCCUCCCUGCUACAGUGGACGAAGUUGAGGCUCUAGCCUGCAGAAAAGCAAUUUCCUUUGCUUUGGAUCUUGGCGUUGAGAAUGUAGUUCUUGAAGGUGAUUCUAAGAUUAUUAUCCAAGCUCUCAACGCAGACUCUUCCUGUGCGAGUUCUUACGGCCAUAUCAUUGAAGACAUAAGAGUUCUUGCUCUUGAUUUUGCUUCUAUUUGUUUUUCUCAUGUUAAAAGACGGGAAUACUGUUGCUGA